UACCUGUUGUCAAAUAUACUUUCAAGCAGUCCAAAUUCAAAAUUUUUUUUAAAUAAAAUUUUCUUUUUUUUUUUCAAUGUCAACGCCUAUGUCAAAAUUCCGUAACUUUUUCCGGAUUCGCCGGCGGCGCCCUUCUUCGAAAAAGAGGGAGCCACCUAAGGAGGAUAAUAAGACUGAACCCGUCGAACAAGAAUCUGAGACCCUAAAGAUUAAUCCAGUUGAUCCGGAGGUAAUACCAACUCCGCUAGAGGAAGGCCAGAAGGCGAGCUAUUUCCAUGUGGGCGGCUGUGCCAAGGAGUGUCUCCUGCAGGGAUUCAAGCUUGGUGUUUGGCAGCUCAUUUGCACCUCCAUUACAAACAAUGAUUACCAUCUGAGCACCUUUGGCGAAGCCUAUCCGGAGGCAAGGGACGUCUUUGGGGGAGUUGAGGUGUUCAAGGAGAUCGGCAACUUCACUUUGGCCCAGAGUUGGUUGACACCCCGUGAAUUUCUGACGGAGCUUACGUUGAAUUCCGGUUCCUCCUAUGGCGCCAUCCAGACGUCAAUACUCACGAAGGACGAAGUCACAUUCAAAGGCAAGCUAAAGUGCGGCUUUGAACUAAGUCCAUUAAAAGUGGAACUGGUGGUGCCCUUUUAUAAAGAGCCACAUGUCAUGGGUUACGUGGUAGCGGCGCCUGUGGAAAACUGUCUGGUUGGCUAUCGCACAGUGUACAAUCUCGAGGAGAGGGCCUUCGACAUGCACGCCCUCUGCCUGGGCUAUUACAAUGGCAACACGGAGGUCGGACUCAAACUGGAGAAUUUUAAAAACUUGCGAGGCUCGAUUUUUCAACGGAUCAGCGAGAGCUGGGCCUUGGCCUUAAAAGCUAACCUGUACAGUUCGGAAAAUCUCAAGCAAGUAUCAGUCGGUGGACAGUACGACUUUGGGAAUGGAACGCUGCUAAAGGUCAGGCUUAGAGAAGACUCGAGGAUUGGGGUUGUCUAUCAAGGGAAAGUAAGCGAAAACCUUCAUGUUAUGUAUCAUGUGGGUUUCGAUUUGGCGGAUCCGAUCGGUGGAGCUCACAAGAUGGGCGCUUCUUUGGAAUUUCAAUGCUAGACCACCGAUAACUUUGUGUCAUUUUGUAAUGUUGUGCUCCAGGUUGGAUACAUGUAAAAGUCACGUUGAAGUGCAAUAUUAUAUGGGAGAGCACAAUAGCUUAAUUGCGGAAUCCAGUUGCCAGUACAAUUUCAACAAAACUGAUGACAAUAAAUAAAUUUUGUUGUGUUUCACAAAA
Messenger RNA from Drosophila serrata, 1268 nucleotides. Its product is annotated as voltage-dependent anion-selective channel-like. The record is from RefSeq and is a predicted model, not a curated record. Gene Ontology annotation, cellular component: mitochondrial outer membrane. Gene Ontology annotation, molecular function: voltage-gated monoatomic anion channel activity. Gene Ontology annotation, biological process: monoatomic anion transmembrane transport. Lineage: Eukaryota; Metazoa; Arthropoda; Insecta; Diptera; Drosophilidae.